AUGCCUACCCUCUCCCAGGAGUUCAAGAUUCGUGGUAUCACUCGCGAUGCAUCUAAGCCGGUGGCUCAAGCUCUCGUGAAACAGGGCGUCGAGGUCAAGACCCCACUCAGUCUUGUGACUACCCCGGACUGGGGAAAUGCCGGAUCCGAUGCUGAACUGGUACAUGGAAAGAAUGUCGCCGAUGCAGCAAAGGAGGCUGGCGUGCAGCAUCUGAUCUUCUCAUCUUUGCUCAACGUCACAGAGACAUCGGGUGGUCGGCUCAAGCACGUUCCUCAUUUUGACCAGAAGGCAACGGUCGAGUAUAUCCGGUCCGUUGGCGUGCCAGCCACCUUCGUUCUGCCAGGUUAUUUCAUGACCAAUUACACCGUGUUUAGGAUGCUGCGUAAGGGCGAUGAUGGUGUUUACAAUUUGGCCGACCCUGUCGGCAAGGACGCUCAUUUCCCGCCCAUUGACAUUGCUGGCGAUAUGGGCAAAUACGUGGCAGCGGCCUUGAAGAACCGUUCCGAGGUUCUUUGCCUUCAGCUUUUGGCAGCGGCAGACUAUUACUCCCCUACGCGUAUCCUUGCCGCUUUUAUCCCUGGUCCGCUAGGACAGGAGAUGUUGGAGAAUCACUUGUUUUCUGAGAACCCGGGUUAUUUCAACGGCAAGAGUUUGAAGGAGAGCUACGCCCUGCUCGAAAAGUCUGGUUACCGAGUGACGAGUUGGGAGGAUUUCUUGAAGCAAUGCAAAGACUCGCUUUAG
Messenger RNA from Penicillium hordei, 741 nucleotides. RefSeq lists its product as uncharacterized. The record is from RefSeq and is a predicted model, not a curated record. Lineage: Eukaryota; Fungi; Ascomycota; Eurotiomycetes; Eurotiales; Aspergillaceae. The coding region runs from base 1 to 741 and encodes 246 amino acids. The transcript has 4 exons.